Molecule: messenger RNA, 1219 nt
Organism: Culex pipiens pallens (northern house mosquito)
Lineage: Eukaryota; Metazoa; Arthropoda; Insecta; Diptera; Culicidae
Exons: 2
Coding region: 136-573 (145 amino acids)
Cellular component (GO): SWI/SNF superfamily-type complex
Molecular function (GO): DNA binding
Source: RefSeq, a predicted model, not a curated record
AAGCAGACCGCGGCAGCAGCCAGGACUCGGGUGCGGACACCUUCGUAAGCCAAACAGCAGCAGCGAAACGCCGGCGAAGGAGGGUGGUGCUUUGGUGGUGCUUGCGCGGGACGAGGUCGAGGGUUCGAAAAGGCCAUGUCUGCAGCUUCCUGCAGGACCUGCGCUGUUUCACGACCGGAAUGGGUUAGAGGGAAGCUUGGGUGUUUUGUGAUUGAUUUUGUUUGUUUUUGUAUGAUGGGAGGUAGGAAUGUGGAUUCGAACCGGUUGUAUUCGGUGAUGGUGACCCGGGGAUGGUGGUUGAAGGUCGAUUCCCGCGAGGACUGGGACGAGAUCAUCGAGGAGAUGGCGCUGCCGACGCGUUGCGUGAACAAGGAGAUUGCGUUGAAGAAGAAUAACAUCCGAUUUUUGGACAAGUACGAGAAAGGAUCCGACGAAGAGGAGGACGGCAAGAAGCGGCAUAAUCGGAGGUGGUCAGCGCGGAUGUUGCACUCGAUGUCGGCGGUUCACAAUACCGCAACUUCCCGCCCACAAACGCUCACAUCGCGACGCUGGGGCUGGGGACAGCGAGCAUAAAAAAUCUGUGUCAUUGUGGAAGGAGGAUGAAGUGCUCGAAAUCGAAUUCCGUUCCGAGGGCCUCAUCAACCCCAUGUUCCGGAUGCGCUUCCAGGUUCUGGAACUCCCUGUUCAGGCACUUCACUUCUCAGCCGGGAAACGUCGACCACCCUUCCCGAAUCAAUAGCCAACUUCUCCAAACCUGUCCUGACGAAGGCCGGCAAUGGACCAUCCUGUUCGCUACUUUGCUGUCGCGCGUCGAAACGUCCAUCCGGAACCGUCCAGCUUGUGGUUUUCGGAAGUUACCGUUAACGUACCGUAAUAAUCGGUACAGCUUGGACUCGGAUGUUAGCCAGAAGCGUUAAAUACAAUAACAACAUGUUUUUUUUUAACUUAUUGUUUAAAACUUUUAAAAAUAAAUAUAAAAUAAAGCACUUUUUUCUGAAAUUAACACUGUAUUAUUAAAUGUUGUUUAUUCUUGCCAUAAAAGGUUUCUUUUCCAAUUAAAAGUAAAACACUUUUACCGAUACAACGAUUUUGUUCCAUAAAUGCAUGGUAGUAUCAAAAACUUUUCAACUUUUAAAUUAAAAAGUUUGAACUUUCUACGAAUAUUCACCAACGCGAACUUUUAAUCCAACGAACGAUCUUUUUAAAUUUAGAGUAAUUU